CACAGUUCCCAAGGAGAAACCCGCAAAGAGGUCGUGCAUCCGAGAUCAUCCGAUAAAAAUCCCCCCGAAUAGCACAAGGAAAGGACAAAUAAUCAACGACUGACUGAGGAGUGUGUGAUUUUGAGUCAGUGCUGUCUGGUCUGCACGGAUCCCGGUGUGUAACCCACAUCCUUCAGUCCGAGGAGCUGUGAGGGUCCAACCUGCUCAGAAACAGGACGUCUUCUCUGCGAUGUGAUGGAGGUGAACGCGGCCAGACUGUAACCGGCUCAGGGCCAUGUUAGUCUGGCUUGGUGGAGGCCCCAGACAGAUCUCUGUCUGAGGAAGCUGGGCACUGCGGGACCUGAGCCAGUGGCCUGUAGGAGGAGAGAAGCAGCACAGAGGCUUGAUUAAAAUGGGGCUACAGAUCUUUGUACCCGCUGACUGUGUGUCUGAGGGCCACUUGCUCAGCCCACAGUCAUGCCAGAUGUAAAGCCUCCACCACCAUGUGACUACCCCUCCACCACCUCUGCCGCCGCCUCUGCAGGCUCUCCUGCUGGCUACGCCUCACCCCUCGACCUCAUCAUAGACAUGGAGCCCUGCAUGACCAACCUCCCCCUGUCUUCCUUCCCCCAACACAGAUCCAGUGUCCCUCACUAUCCAGGCCUCCAGGGACCUCCCUUCCCGCUCUUGGCCAGGUGUAACAGCAGCAACCUGCUCACAAACCUUGGGCUGAGGUAUUGCUCCAGCAGGCAGGUGCCACUGGGGAUGGGGCCAGGCCAGGGGCUGGCCCCGGGGUCCUGUGUCCCCCCAGGAAGCAAUGGAAGCAGGCCUUACAGGAGUAUGGAGAACCUGAACUGGAACCCUGUGGCAGACUCUGGCCUGUGCGUAUUCAAUGCUACCCCCUAUAGGAGUGUAGAUAGUGAGUUCAUUUUACGCUAUACAUCCACUAGCCACUGGUAUGAUGGUUCCCCAAAUGGAUCGAUGGUGGGGGCCCAUGAUCUAGUACCUGGUCCAGAGAGCUUGGCAUUUUACCCUCGGCAUGGGGUUCCCAGAAAGGACCUACCACUUCUUCCCCAGUUGCUGUUUCCAGUUGGCACUUAUGAAUGGGAUGCAAGGAAGGGCCUAAGGGAGAAACUCUGUCUCCAGAGUGCAAGGUCAUCAGUCAAGCCUCUGAAGCCCCUCCCAUUGCGGCCUCAGGUGACCCCAGGUGCUGCACCCACUGAGCGGGACUGUAUGCAUUCAACAGGUGCUGGGUCCAGGCCACUGUGCACUAUGCACAUUAGCAGUCCUGAGGAGAUCAAGCAGGAGGUCCUGAGGCGCUUGCAGCUCCGACGACAGAACAGCAGCCCAAACCUAGCUACUUACAGCUCCCCAUCCAGCCCAAACGUGGUUAAGACGUCCUAUACAAGAGACAACAUUGCAGGUGACAGGAGUGGAUCAGAUUCUACAUUUGAGCACCGCAGACCUCCUGUGGGACGCCUACAUAUCCCUACAUUUGAGGAAUUUAAGAGGAUGAGGCAUAAGCAGGUAGAAAAGGGUGCUGUGGUGUCUGCAAAAUUGGAGGUUGACCUGCAGGAUGCAGGAGUGUUAGACAGUAAGAUACCUCCUUCUGAUUGGACCAGUCUUCAGUCAGGUUCUGGAGAAGGAGGCAGAGUCAGAGGAAGAGACCAUGAGGGUGUGGAGGGAGACGGGAGCACUGAUGAAAGGACAGGCACCAGUGAUGAAGGCCUGCAGACUGUCACUGCCUCAGAGAAACUUCCUUCUAACACUGUGAACUAUAACAGUAUUGCAGAUCCCACCUCCUCCACCUCCACAUACUCUCCUAUUCGCACAGGCCCAUCUCCACGUCCCCCCCUGCAGCCCCUGGCCAGCUCAGCCCAGGAGAAAGCCCCUGCUGCAGGGGAAGAUGUUGGGAGCAGCAGGCGUAGGAGGAGCAGUCUAGAACCAGCUGGCUCAGUUCCCUUCCCACCCAGCAGGGAGAAGUGGGAACGGCCCUCCAGCUGCUGUCCAGCACUCCUUCUGGAGGGGGCGGACCUGUCCAGCUAUGGAGCCAAGAUCUAUAAGAUGAAGGAUGGCCUCAUCGACUCUGCACUGGACCUUAUCAAGAAGAGCUGCAGUGCAGAGAUCUCCACCGAGGCCCCCGUCAGGCUGUCAGGUGACCAAGACGGAGGCUGUGACAUCACCGUCUCCUCAACUGACAGUCAGCCCUCCGCCGUUGCCAUGGCAACGUCGGUAACGGCCUGCAGAGCUGAUGCUGGCGACGAGACGCCUGCAGGAGGAGGAGGAAGAGAGGAAGCAGGAGAAUGCCAUCACACCGGUCUGGGCUGCAGACGCUCCAGCUCGGACGCAGCUUAUGAGCUGGCUGAGACGGUGAGGGCACAGCGAGAGUGCCGCCUCCGGCCCCACUACAGUGACCCCAUGCCAGCCGACGCCUCCAAGCGCAAACAGCUGGAGAUGAAGAUUGCUGCUGCCGCCCGACUCCACAGCCAUCGCAGAGACAGAGACCGAGACCGAGAUAGUGCUCCAGCAGCAAUCCGUGGUUGCUCAGAGCCCCCUGGUGAGGCGCGUCAGGCAUGCCUGGGUGUGACAAGGUCUGGGCGGCAUCGUUGGAGCACCAUCAGCAGUUUGAGUGCUGACAGUGGUGUGGUGGGUCUCAGUGAUGAGCGAGAGGAGGACGACAGCAAGCCUCGGCGUUUUCGCAGGAGCCGUGGAGCCGAGGUGGAACGGGUGGAUAGUGGCAUUGGCCCGGGUCUAUCCCGCACCUGGAAGAGACCAUCUGCCUCCCUCAGGGCCUGGGAGGCCCAGAGACCAUGUCCAGACUGUGGAUUGAGGGACGGGGCCUCCAAAGAGCAAGGAGAGCGCAUGUGUGAACGUUGCUCCAAGUUGCGCACUGAGCGUAAAGAAGCCAUCCUUGAGUUUCUGAACACAGAGUCAAGCUAUGGUGAGGAUCUGCGGAUCAUUAAAGAGGAAUUUUACUGCCCCAUGCAGAGUGCCGGGCUUCUGACAGCUGAGCAGCUCGCUGUGGUGUUUGUUAAUGUUCAAGAGCUGAUAGACGUCAAUGACCGCUUCACUGAACACCUGCAGGACAGCAUCGACCAGGCCUUUGACCAGGGAGAUGAGGACCUGCUAACAGUGUACAUAGGAGAGAUCUUUCUAGAGUUCGUCAACAUGCUGCCUGCCUUCCAGACCUACUGCCUGCAGCAGUCCACCUCAGUCAACAUGCUCAACACGCUGGAGAAGGAGAAAGAGCUGCUCAGAAUCUUCCUGGAUGUUUCCCAGAAUGAUAACACAGCACUACGUCGUAUGAACUUGCGCUCUUUCCUCAUGGCGCCCCUCCAGCGGGUGACCAAAUACCCACUUCUAUUGAGCCGCAUCAUUAAGGUCACUCACGAAUGUCACCCCGAUUACGCACGUCUCCGUGAGGCCAAGAGUCGGGUAGAAUCCCACCUGGAGCACAUCAACAUGAAGACCAAGCAAGAGGGCAACGGCGUCAGCUGGUCCCUCCGCUCAUUCCGCCGUGACAGCCGCAAGAACCGGGAGGUCAUCAACAUUGAGAUGCGAGAAGUGUCGAUGAAAACAGUGGGCUGGGCAAGAGAAAACACACGCUUUGUCAUGGAGGGACCACUCCAGCUGUCCCAGCCUGCAGAUGGCCAGUGGGUGAAGAAGGGUAGCAAGGCCCUCAAGUUCCAAAAUGUCCAGAGUCUGCUGAUGGUGAGGACUCAGCGGGUGGGUGAAGCCUCAGGACAGGUCACCGACCUGGGGACACAGGGAGAUCAGAGGGAGGGUGGCGGAGAGAGUGUUCGAGAUGGAGUUCUGGUUCUAAUUAAGGACAAAAGCAGCGGGAAGUUCACAGUCCUGAGAGAGCCUAUCCGUCUGGGAAACUGUGUGGUGUCAACAGAGCAGGACUGUGAGGACACGUUCGAGGUGCUUGAUAUUCGACGAGAGUCUUUUGUUUUCCGCUCCUCUGACAAAUCUCGCACCCAGCAGUGGUUCCAUCAAAUUAGGAGAUACGCUCGAGACUUGGGCACCUGGAGGAAAAGACGCAAUGCUCUGCCCAACAUCAUGAUCAAUACAAACCAGACCCGCUCUUGAGACUAAUCAUCUCUCUGAGCACCUUUGUUUCACUGUAAAUAAUCUGAAUCCUUCUACUGCAAAAAUCAGCUGACAACAAGAUGCAUUUCUGAGUGACAACACUGUUAUAACUUGUUCGACUCCAGUUUAAAAAACACUCUCUUGUUAGUAAGAGAAAGACACAGCACUUUUUUUCUUACAAAGCUGUAAGUACACCAUACAUGAAAUUAUGUAUGAAGAUUUUAUUUUAAGUCAUUACAUUUAAAGAAAAAGAUUAUUGGACAACCAAAAAGCUUGGUCUAUCAGCCUUGAUUGUAAAGACUGUUUGCUCCUGGAGAAAGGGAGCUGUGUUUUCGCUAAGUAAGCAUGACUGAACAUGACUGACAGCAAAAAGAAAAAUGUCAUUUUUAAAUUAAAGACAAUGGGGGGUUUAAUAUAUUGUGGUGGAGAUGUGGUCAAGAGCAAAGUUCAGUGGCGUCUGCUUGUCACUGCCCUCUCCUGUCUGUGUCUCUACCAUCUGUUGGCGGUAGAGCAACUUUCACUGCCAGAGAUGCAGUUGAUCAGAGCCUCUAACAGGCUGAACAGAAACAGACCUCCUGUAUCACUGUGUUUAAAUGAGAACUCACGUAACAGCAAUAACGUCUGCCAGUUUCAAAACAAGUAGCUACUAUAUAUGCAUUUAUUUUCCCAAGAUUUCCUCUGGAAUUCAGGGGUUUAUCCUGCAUCAGUGCACGCUGUGAUUCUGAGGGUCAUGAUGAUUCGACUGAAGUCUCAAAUCUGUCCAUGUUUGUUGGCACCAAUAAGGAAUUAAAAGAUAUUUAGUGCCAUGAAAGCAGAUAGCGAGAAGUCUAGUCGGUCUCCUUUGUGUUAAAGUCACACUAAGCAGUUUAAGUCAAAGACUAGAGUUUUCAGUUUUGUGUUCAGGACCUUGCGUGGGAUUGCAGACAGGGACAGAUCUGUUGAUAUUUUGGUCUAAAUGUCUGAAAGUCCCUGAACCAAAAAACAGUCUUCUAAUUUUUUGUUCAUCUGUAACAGUCCAAAACAGGAAGCAGCAGACUUUUGGCUAUUGAAACUGAAUAAAUGGCUAAAACUAUUAAUUUUUGAAAUUAACUUUGUCUUCUGACUGAUCAUUUCAGCAUUGUACGUAAAUAAAACGUUUUCUUUCUGAUCCCGAUUUUUAAAUUGCCAUAAACCACGGUUACUCUGCUUUCUGGGAUUUUUGACAAUUUGCUGAAA
This is a messenger RNA of Monopterus albus (swamp eel), 5286 nucleotides long. RefSeq names its product Rho guanine nucleotide exchange factor 49 (gene arhgef49). NCBI's taxonomy places the organism in Eukaryota, Metazoa, Chordata, Actinopteri, Synbranchiformes, Synbranchidae. The record is from RefSeq and is a predicted model, not a curated record. The transcript is spliced from 8 exons. The coding region runs from base 457 to 4071 and encodes 1204 amino acids. Gene Ontology annotation, biological process: positive regulation of Rho protein signal transduction. Gene Ontology annotation, molecular function: guanyl-nucleotide exchange factor activity.